This is a messenger RNA of Hyla sarda, 5065 nucleotides long. RefSeq names its product phospholipase D2 (gene PLD2). Lineage: Eukaryota; Metazoa; Chordata; Amphibia; Anura; Hylidae. The transcript has 25 exons. Bases 130 to 2943 code for a protein of 937 amino acids. Gene Ontology annotation, biological process: phosphatidic acid biosynthetic process; intracellular signal transduction; cell motility. Gene Ontology annotation, molecular function: D-type glycerophospholipase activity; phosphatidylinositol binding. The record is from RefSeq and is a predicted model, not a curated record.
UGCGUCUCUCCUCGCCCUGUCUGGGCGUUGCUCUCUAUUACAGGGAGGGGCGGUUUCGGAGCUGACAGGACGGUGUUGGUUUCCAGGAUGGAGUCGCAGUGAAGAACCGCAACAGAGGUGUCCAGCAACAUGCAGACCCCAGACUCCACUGACGGCUGCUUCCUGCCGGAACACCUCGACAGCGCUGCCCUAGACUUGGAUACAGAUGACCUGGACUCGAUACGAGGAGAUGAUGGAGAUUGUCACCACAUCUCCAUCCUCUCGGGCUAUGACCUGGUGCCGCUCAAGCACCAAGGGCCUGUGUUCCUGAAAGGCGUCCCUGUGAAUGCAAAUAUACUACAGACCGAGCGCUACACCAGUGGCUCCAAGGUCAGGACCAGCACUUUAUACUCCAUUACCCUCACACACGGCCCAUUCCAAUGGACCAUCAGGAAGAAGUUCAAACAUUUUCAGGAGCUUCACCGUGAUCUUCUAAGACACAAGAUAUUUGUUUCCCUCCUGCCUCUUAACCCUCUUUCCAGAUUUACCGUGACACGAUCUCGAGCUGAAACCACCUCUGAAGAAAUGCCCUCCCUGCCUCAUGCCUCUGGAGAUUCCUCACGACGGACUUCAAGUAAACAGAAGUACCUUGCAGAAUACCUCAAUGUCCUGCUGGCCAAGGCCUUCUACCGAAACUACCAUGCCAUGAUGGAGUUUCUGGAGGUCAGCCGGCUCUCCUUCAUUACAGAUCUUGGGCCCAAGGGAUUAGAAGGUUUUAUACUGAAGAGAUCUGGUGGUCAUCGAAUUCAGGGUCUCAAUUGCUUCGGACAUCACCAAAUCUGUUAUCGUUGGUCAAAAAGGUGGGUUGUGGUCAAAGAUUCCUUCCUUCUCUACUUAAAGCCGGACUCUGGGGAAAUCUCCUUCGUUCUGCUCUUCGAUCCCCAAUUCAAGACCCAAGUCGGCAAGAAAACCACGGAGACUAAAUACGGGGUCAGCAUAGAGAACUAUCUGAGGACGUUGAUCCUGAAGUUCAGCACUUACCGUCAGGCUCGCUGGUGGAAGCAGCAGAUCACCCAGAUCGCUGAGGAACAAGGGAAGGACUACCUGAGUCUUCACCGGUUUGACGCUCACGCCCCAGUGAGGCCGAAGACCCAAGUGAAGUGGUUUGUUAAUGGCGCCAGCUAUUUUGCCGCUGUUGCGGACGCUCUGCUGCAGGCGCGAGAGGAGAUCUUCAUCACUGACUGGUGGCUCAGCCCAGAAGUCCACCUGAAGCGGCCGGCGGUAGAUGACCACUUUAGACUGGACAUUAUCCUGAAACAUAAGGCGGAGGCCGGAGUGCGAGUUUGUGUCCUACUCUUUAAGGAGGUGGAGCUGGCUCUGGGUAUUAACAGUGGAUACAGCAAGAGAGCACUAAUGCUGCUGCACCCCAAUAUUAAGGUUAUGCGGCACCCGGAUCACAUGUCUUCCAUCAUCUUCCUUUGGGCUCACCAUGAGAAGAUGGUGGCCAUUGACCAGUCUAUUGUAUUUCUGGGUGGUUUAGACUUGGCCUAUGGGCGAUGGGACGACCAUAAUUACCGAUUGACCGAUGUGGGGCCUACAGAGAAACAACAACAGAAUGGAACGUCAGCUGCCGAGACUUUUACGGAGGACCCCAUUAUGGAAUGCCAAACCUGGAUGGGCAAAGACUACAGUAACCUCAUCCUCAAAGACUGGGUACAACUGGAAAAACCAUUCGAGGAUUUCAUCGAUCGUCUGACUAACCAUCGGAUGCCAUGGAGGGACGUGGGGGCUGUGAUUCAUGGGAAAGCAGCCAGAGACGCCUGCCGACACUUCAUUCAGAGGUGGAACUUCAACAAGACAAUGAAACCCAAAUAUAAAGGGUCAACAUACCCGCAUCUGCUUCCUAAAUCCCAAACCACAGCGGAUAGAUAUCACUACGUGGUACCAGGAUGUCACAGCGCUUCAGUGCAGUUGCUGCGGUCAGUAGAUCGCUGGUCCGCCGGCUGUAAUGAAUGCUCCAUCCUUGGUGCUUACCUGCACUGUAUAUCCCGCGCCGAGCACUACGUGUACAUAGAGAACCAGUUUUUCAUCAGUUCUACAGAUGGGAAGACAACCCAGAACCUGAUCUCAGACGUCAUCGUACAACGAAUAAUCUGGGCUCACCGGGAGGGGAAGAAGUUCCGCGUCUUCAUUGUGAUUCCUCUGUUGCCCGGCUUCGAGGGAAAUAUAGAGCUGGGAGGUGGAAACUCCAUUCAGGCCAUACUGCACUUUACAUUCAGUUCUAUUUGCCGUGGAGAUAAUUCUAUAAUUUCUCGAUUGAAGGAAGAAAUGGGUGACGCCUGGCGCCAGUACCUAUCGGUGUGUGGUCUGAGGACACACGGGGAGAUGCCGGACGGAUCUCUGGUCACAGAACUCAUUUACAUACACAGCAAAAUGCUCAUUGUGGAUGACCGGAAAGUGAUCAUAGGCUCGGCCAAUAUCAAUGACAGGAGCAUGCUGGGAAAGCGGGACAGUGAACUGGCCAUCAUAGUGGAAGACACAGAGUAUGAGACGUCUUUGAUGGACGGGCGGACGUACCAAGCCGGGAAAUAUGCACACAGCCUGCGCAUGGAUUGUUUUAAUACUAUCCUCGGUGCACAGAAGCCGCCAUGUCUGGAUGUCUCUGAUCCGAUCUCUGAUAUCUUCUUUAAUGAAGUUUGGACUCAGACGGCACUCAAUAACACUGCACUUUAUGACCAGGUGUUCCGCUGCCUCCCGACCAACGCUGUGCAGAGUCAUCGCGUACGCCAGACUUACACCGCGGUCGCCAAUCUGGCCAGCACUAACCCCAGCCUCUCCCGGGAGCUCCUGACCAGGGUGAAGGGGCAUCUGGUUGAGUUCCCUCUCUACUUUCUUAGUGAGGAGAAUCUUCUGCCUCCGCUCAACAGCAAAGAAGGAGUAAUCCCAACCGAGGUCUGGACGUGACCCAACCGGAGAAGAUCUCCACUGUUUUUAUCAUCUCAGACAUUAUUGCAAAAGAUCUACAAGAUUCUCAGAUCUGUUGUUCAUUGUGGGAUAAAGAUCAUUUCUCAUAGGACUGUGUUCCCCUCUGUGUCAGGAAAGGAAACCCCAGUGUCUGUGCUACAACCCCAACCAGUCUCUGCCUUGUAUAUGGGGGAUCCCCGCACUGCAUGUGAACAGUAUCCAAAAGAGAUCACACCUCAGUGAUCAGAAGUUACCACUUUAUAUACGCACAGUACCCUAGAGAUCACUGCUCUGUGUAUGCACAGUGCCCUAGAGAUCACUCCUCUUUAUACACACAACCCUAGAGAUCAAUGCUCUGUAUACGCACAGUACCCUAGAGACCAAUGCUCUGUAUACGCACAGUACCCUAGAGACCAAUGCUCUGUAUACGCACAGUACCCUAGAGAUCAAUGCUCUGUAUACGCACAGUACCCUAGAGACCAAUGCUCGGUAUACGCACAGUACCCUAGAGAUCAAUGCUCUGUAUACACACAACCCUAGAGAUCAAUGCUCUGUAUACCCAAAACCCUAGAGAUCACUCCUCUGUAUACACACAACCCUAGAGAUCAAUGCUCUGUAUACGCACAGUACCCUAGAGAUCACUCCUCUGUCUACAUACAGUGCCCUAGAGAUCAAUGCUCUGUAUACGCACAGUACCCUAGAGAUCAUUCCUCUUUCUACAUACAGUGCCCUAGAGAUCAAUGCUCUGUAUACGCACAGUACCCUAGAGAUCAUUCCUCUUUCUACAUACAGUGCCCACUGCUCUGUUUGCGCACAGUACCCCAGACAUCACUCCUUUGUAUACACACAGUACCCCAGAGAUCACUGCUCUGUGUACGCACAGUACUCUAGAGAUCACUCCUCUGUAUACACAGAGAACUCUACAGGUCACUACUCUGUAUACACACAGUACCCUAGAGAUCACUCCUCUGUAUACACAGUAAUCAGAAGAAAUUACAUCUCUGUAUAUUAAAUACCCCUAAGAGAUUGCUUCUCUGUAUACACAGUAACCAGAUAGGGAUACUUUGCAUACAAAGCAAAGACCUCAAGAGAUCACUCCUCUGUAUACACAGUAUGACCAAGUGAUCCACUCCUCUGUAUACAAAAUACGCAGACGAGAUUGCUCCUCCAUAACGCAGUAUACAGAGGAGAUGGCUCCUCUGUAACAUAGUACGCAGAAGAGAUGGUUUCUCUGUUUGCACAGUAAGCAUAAAAAAAUUGCUCCUCUCUAUGCUUGGGGACCAGAAGAGAUCACUCCACUGCAUACACGAAGACCAGAAGAGAUCACUCCACUGCAUACACGGAGACCAGAAGAGAUCACUCCUCUGCAUACACGGAGACCAGAAGAGAUCACUCCACUGCAUACACGGACACCAGAAGAGAUAAUUCCUCUGCUUGCACAGGGACCAGAAGAGAUCACUCCACUGCAUACACGGAGACCAGAAGAGAUCACUCCUCUGCAUACACGGAAACCAGAAGAGAUCACUCCACUACAUACACGGAGACCAGAAGAGAUCAUUUUACUGCAUACACUGAGACCAGAAGAGAUCAUUCCUCUGCAUGCACCGGGACUAGAAGAGAUCACUCCUCUACAUACAGAGUAUUCUCAUAAGACCACCACUGUAUCCUGUACAGAUUACUGCAUAUAUAGAUAUAUAAUAUAGUACCCAGAAGAGAUCAUACUUACUACCAUAAGUAUCCCCACAAUACAGUAUUUUCUAUGUUUCCUCACCCCUUUCUCUUGACCUCUACCCUUUGGUAUAUAUGGUGGACACUACACAUCAGUCGUCAUCUGUCUGGGGAGCAGGGCGGAUGAUUGGGGGUCAUAUGUGUUAUAGGACUCCGGGCUCACAUCGGACGCCCAUCUUAUGUCCACCCGCUCCAUGUGGUAAUACCCAGAAGUGACACCUCGGCUUCUUCUAUGGGAACACAGUAUAAUGAAGGGUUCUGACUAUGCAUUCUCUAUAGUACUACGUCUUCCAUGUAGGGACCAGAGAGCUGUGCUAUUAUAGGGUUAACACUAUUUAUCGCUGUAAUAACUGGAGACUGCACUACCAAUAAACUCAUUUUAUUUUGUCUUCUA